Molecule: messenger RNA, 1395 nt
Organism: Notodromas monacha
Lineage: Eukaryota; Metazoa; Arthropoda; Ostracoda; Podocopida; Cyprididae
Source: the annotation of a GenBank genome assembly
AUGUGGACGCAGGAUCCGCCCAAGAAAAAGCACAAAACCCGGCCCAUAACCCAGCACGAUUUGCUGGCCCUGGGCUACGCGCGGUGGCGGCUCCACGGGGCUCCCCGCGGCGCCCGUCGCAGUCCCGAAGACCCCUGGCCCGGGGUAUCGAUACUGAAGCCUCUGGUUGGGGUGGACUGCAACCUCGUGUCCAACCUGGAAACGUUUUUCACCAUGAACUAUCCCGCGUACGAGCUUUUGUUUUGCGUGGCCGAGGAAACGGACCCGGCAUUGGUCGUGUGUCGGGCCCUGUUGGACAAGUACCCCAAGGUCGACGCCAGGAUCUUUGUGGGUGGCGAGAAGGUCGGAGCCAACCCGAAAAUCAAUAACAUGGAGCCUGGAUACAAGACAGCCAAGUAUGAUUUGGUGAUGAUCAGCGAUUCAGGGCUGCGAAUGCGCGAGGACACCCUAACAGACAUGGUGUCACACAUGGGUGAGAAGGUCGGGCUUGUGCAUCAAAUGCCCUUCGUUUGCGACAGGGACGGAUUUCCUAGUGUUCUUGAAAAGGUUUACUUCGGGACGUGCGUGGCGCGGAUUUAUUUGGCGGCGGAUUUGCUGGGCAUCAACUCCGUGACGGGCAUGUCGUGCAUUUUCCGCAAGUCAAUCGUGGACGAACUCGGGGGAUUGAAGGCGUUCGGCUGUUACCUGGCCGAGGACUAUUUCCUGGGACUAGGCAUUCAGAAGAAGGGGUUCAAGCUUCGGGUCACGUCGCAACCCGCGUGGCAGAACCCCGGGCCGAGUGAUAUUCCGUCGUUCCAGGCCCGGAUACGAAGGCAUGUGUUGUACAUUUCGCGGAAUGAUGGAUUCUUUUCUCACGAUAAUAACACUUUUACUUAUUGCAGGUGGACCCAGCUUAGGAUAGCCAUGGUGCCCACGACGAUAUUGCUGGAGCCCCUGCAAGAAUGUGUGGUGCUGGGGUUGUGCACGGCCUGGGCCGGGCACGCCCUGUUCCACUGGGACCCGCUCGUGUUCUUCCUGGUCCACUCCUUGUCCACCAAGGACGAGCUGAUGACGGAGGAGUGCAGGCAGUUGCCUCUGACCGAGUGGAAAAGGUUCAGGCUCAAGGACGAACGGACCGACAAAGCGCUUAAGCUGCGCAAGGCGGUUAAGGAAGUCCGGAUCGUGGAUCCCGUGAUCCGGUGGCGGUCCGGCGCCUAUCGGCUCAACUGGGGCGGCGUUAUUCGGGAGACGCCGGUGGCCGUGGCUCAGUUAUCGUCGCCGGCGCCGCUUGGGACCAAGGUCGCCUUGGCCGUGCCGAAAAAGCGGCGUCCGCCUUCGUCCGCGUGUGCCUCGUAUCCGACGUCGUCGUAUGGGCGGCCGCCGUUGCAACCCCUUGACCACGGGGCGCCGUGGUGA